AUGAAGUUUGGCGGCAUCAUCGCGGCAAUCUUCGCGGUCUCCGCUGCAGCAACUCCGACCCCAACCGUAAACAAGCGCGCCACAACCUGGUGCGAUGCUUGGGGAUCUCAAGUAACGGGCGGCUACACAAUCUACCAUAAUAACUGGGGAGCGGCUCAGGCAACUUCAGGUUCACAAUGUACCACACUUGAGUCUGUUAACUCUGGCUCUGUUGUUUGGUCGACUUCUUGGACUUGGGCCGGAGGCUCCAGUUCAGUUAAAUCCUAUUCCAAUGUGGCACUCGUUGAUGUCAACAAGAAGCUUUCUGCGAUUAGUUCCGUGCCGUCCACUUGGUCCUGGAUAUAUACUGGUUCCAACAUUGUCGCCAACGUCGCCUACGACCUAUGGCUGGCACCCUCUGUAGGAGCCAACGACUCCUACGAGAUCAUGAUCUGGCUGGCCGCUCUUGGUGGUGCAGGGCCAAUUUCCAGCACUGGAUCGCCAGUUGAUUCUCCUACCAUCGCUGGAUCGCAGUGGAAGGUCUAUACUGGCAACAACGGCUCCGUAAAAGUGAUAUCGUUCGUUGCCACGAGCAGCAUCACGAACUUCAAUGGUGACCUAAACCAAUUCCUCACCUAUCUCACUACGAAGCAAGGCGUCAGCAGUAGCUUGUACGCGACAAAGCUUCAGGCGGGCACAGAACCCUUCACAGGUUCCAAUGCAGUCCUGAAAACGUCCGCAUACCGUAUUUCCGUCUCGUAA
Messenger RNA from Parascedosporium putredinis, 741 nucleotides. Lineage: Eukaryota; Fungi; Ascomycota; Sordariomycetes; Microascales; Microascaceae. The record is from the annotation of a GenBank genome assembly.